UAUACGACAACAGUCAGAGGUACAAGAUGCGAAAGAGGAACAAGCCUAUGUCCACGACAUCCCGGAGCUCAUUAGGAAUUGGGAUUUUAAUAUAAGCGAAAGUGUGUGGAGUGGGCUCACCUCACGAGACCGUGCUUUCGAUUUUAUUCGAUAUCACUUCAUUCGCAAGAAGUGCUUUCUACCAUUCCAAACAAAUUGCGCUUUCCAGUGUUUACGCUCAUUUAUACCACAUCGAUGCGCGAAGGGCGUAAGUUGUUGACAUUCGUGCAGAUUUACAAGUGUGGUGUAUUACCUUAUGGAAACGCCGAGGGUGGCCGACCCAUCUUCCAUGACCAGUGACAAUUGAAACGUGAACAUUUCAAUCAAACGUGAAGUGAAUUUUAAACAUUCCAAAGUUUUAUACUCGACCUCGAGCCGUGGAAUGGCUGGGUACAGACUAAUCGUGCUCAUCGGAAUUUCGGCGCUAAGCCUACACCCGAGUUCCGGAUUGAGUGAUGGACCUGCUACACUGAGGAUUGAUCCCUCGGCAAAAACUUCGAAACUGGUGACAAAUUUUAUUCCUGCGGCCAUGCACGUACUUCACCAUUGUAUUGAGUCAAUUCAAUAUGAGCCGACAACAACAUCAACAUCCAUGGCAUCAACAACAUCAACGACAACCAAACCAAUGACCACCUCGACUGCAGCCCCACAACGACCAACGAUACUCCACAAACCGGGUUAUUUCGGGCCGGAGAAACCGCCAACAACGUCGGCUUCCUUCGUCGGUAACCCUUUCGAAAGUACGCCAAGUACGAGCAGCAGCAGCAGCCUGGGGCAAACAACGCAACCAAGCACGGAAACCGCAGAAACUUUGCUCUGGAAUGAUAAACAGUUUUUCGAAUGGUUCUUGCAAAGCAAAUACAAGCAAAUUAAAUUAGAUAAUGAUUUCAACCUUCAGCUAUUAGCGCCCUUGCCUAGACGGCUUCUUCACGACAUCAUGGCCGAGCGAUACGAAUUGCCAGCCUUCCUAGACAAGGAUAAUGUAAAUGAGUUUCGGAACAUUUUUGACGACCAAUUGCGCAACAAAAAAGAUCAACUUGAAUGGAUUGAUAAUUUCGUUUCCUACAGUACGCCACUGCCGGGAGAUGCUAGACGAUCUACUAUCGGUGUGACGAUAACGGGGAGAAUGGGAGGCAGAAAACGUGUCCCGCCAACCAAGCCCUACAUCCACAUGCUGAUGCUGUACGACAUGUUGAAACGAGAGGCAAAAAAGAAUAUGUUUGAAAUCUACGAGGGCUACAGUGCCGAGAUUUUGUCAGAGCUAGCGCAACACAAGGCAGAAAAUGGACAACAACAAUUGCUAUUCGUGCUUUCACGUAUGCUGGAAGAACAAAAUAUCGAAAAAGCCGAUGUGGUAUCUAGAACUAAAGCAAUGAUAACAGAGCUCGAGAAUCCCAACAGUGCGAUAACUGGAGCACUAGUUCAAGUUCCACCGCUUGUGUUUACGCCAUGAGGAAGCAAGUGAACGAAUACGGAUAUUAAUAAUUAAGAUGCAAAUUAAGCACCGCACACACAAUGCUGCCUCCUUCUGCAUUUCUUUGUACAAUCCUAACGGUGAUGUUUGCCAUAGGCCCAUUGCUCCUGUUCCAUGACUAAACCUUACUUGGAAAAUAAACAAAA
Messenger RNA from Uranotaenia lowii, 1659 nucleotides. RefSeq lists its product as uncharacterized. The record is from RefSeq and is a predicted model, not a curated record. The transcript is spliced from 6 exons. The coding region runs from base 422 to 1492 and encodes 356 amino acids. NCBI's taxonomy places the organism in Eukaryota, Metazoa, Arthropoda, Insecta, Diptera, Culicidae.